Hansenula anomala is the source of this 1665-nucleotide messenger RNA. RefSeq names its product Utp9p (gene UTP9). Gene Ontology annotation, cellular component: nucleolus. Gene Ontology annotation, molecular function: protein binding. The transcript has a single exon. Gene Ontology annotation, biological process: maturation of SSU-rRNA from tricistronic rRNA transcript (SSU-rRNA, 5.8S rRNA, LSU-rRNA). Bases 1 to 1665 code for a protein of 554 amino acids. NCBI's taxonomy places the organism in Eukaryota, Fungi, Ascomycota, Saccharomycetes, Phaffomycetales, Wickerhamomycetaceae. The record is from RefSeq and is a predicted model, not a curated record.
AUGGGCUACUCACUUGGUAAAUUUGAUUCAAGUGCAUCAUUCUAUGCUACAAAUACCUCAAAACUAGGAAAAAAUGAGAUUCACAUUUAUCCUCUACAGCAUGAAAGUUCCAAAAUCACAGCUCCAAAUUCAUUAAGCUCAUCAUUCGAGUUGGAUUCUCAAGAUGAACUAGUGACUUUCGAUUGGAUUCAACAAAAGGACUUGGCAAAUGGGAAAAAAACAAAAAGAAGACAUUCCUUGAAUGGAUCAGCUCGUGAAUCAUCAAGUUCUUUGAGUUAUUUAGCUGUAUCUUUUAAGUCAGGCUCAAUUUUGAUUUAUUCACCAUUUAAGAAAGAAAUCAUAAAUGAAUUCAAAACGGAUCACAAGAUUUCUGCAUUAGCAUCAUCUGCAAACUCCUUUUGGGUUGCUUCAUCUACUGAAGUUUAUGAAUAUGAGUUGAAUGAUUCAAAACCAAAAAAUCAAAGAACAUUACCAAUGUCAUUGAAGGAAAUUACAUUCUUAAAGCAUGUCAUCAUAGAUGAUGAUGAAUACCUUCUUGCUGGUGGAAACAAACUAGUUGUCUAUAAUAUCACAAAAGAUGAGUUAAUCAUAGAAUAUCCAGCACCAAAAGGGAAAAAAUCAAUCACCAUAAAUUCAAUUGCAUAUAUAGAUGACCACGUUCUUAUAUCAAGAAAUGGAGAAUCAAGCAUCCACAUCUACUCAUUGAAAAACAAAAGCACAAGACGUACGUUAGCAGCAUCUGCUGAGAUCAAAUCAUUAAUCACCAUUGAUGGCUCAGACAUUGGUGCCUUAACUAAAGAUUGUACUAUUGAAAUUUUCAAAAAAGUCUUGGAUGAAAGCACUACAUCACCAGCAUUCUCAAUAAAAUCAAGCAACACGGACAUAGGAUUUGCAGCUGCCUCAUUCAGCCGAGAACAACUAGUAUUAUCUUGGUUUGAUCUUGAACCAAACUUUGAAGCUGUUAGACUCUCUAAGGUUUCCGCUGAUCUUGAAAUCAACACCAAACAAACUUUAAAGACCAAUAAACAAGAUAAUAGAGUUGCUGAACAGAUCAUUGCUGAUAUAGAAUUUGAUGAAACUCUUGAAGUGAGAGAUAUUGAUCUUGCAACUUUAAUAGAAACCACAUUGAAACAACCAUCAGAGUUAUUAACUAUUUUAAUCUCAAAUCCUGAUGUAAACAAGAUUAGAUUUGCAUCCUCAGAAUUAUCAUUUGAAAAUGCUGUUGAAUUAUUCAAAAUAUUGAAAGAAAGAGUUGAAAUCAACCCAAGUGAAUCACCUGUCUUCAACAACUGGAUCAAAUGGUUAUUGAUGACCCAUACGAGUGCAAUCAACUCUUCUGCUAACCUAAAGAGUUUGAAAGGUGCCUACUCUAGAAGUUUGAAACAAUUACCAAACCUGUUAAGUCUUCAAGGUAGAUUAGAGAUGUUACAAUCACAAUUACAAUUGAGAAACCAAAUUGCAAGCAAUGAAAUUAUUGAAUCAUCCACCAAAGAUCCAAUUGAACAAGCUGAAGAAAGUAUUGUCUAUGUCAAUGGUGAAAAUGAUGAAGCUGAGGAUGAUGUUAUCGGUUCAGUUGGGAACUCUGAAAGCGGAGAGCAUACAUCUGAUGAAGAAGAGGAAGAAACAGCUGUUAAUGGUGGUGCUUUAGAAGAAGCUAAUGAAUAG